GUAGGGUAGAGUCACAUUGGAUGACCUCCAUGGAAUCCUUCAUAGACCACCCAGUUACCCCGGUGUUCCUACCAGUCCCAAAGAAAUAGUUCUGGGAAUAGGACUCUGCAUGUUUCCUAGAGCAGGAAAGAGUAUCACGCUCCCUCCCUGACUUCUCUGUUGCUGCAGGAAACCUUCCUUGUCCUCUGUCAGUGUUUGCUGGAAGGAAACUUUCUGCAGUGACAGAGUGUUGCCUAUGUGCUCCUGUGUAGCCACCAGUCACCGCAGCUGUUAAACGACUGAAAUAGAGGAGACUCCAAGGCGCGUGGAGGCCAGCGCAGGGCCCCGCGCCGAGGCUCGGGCGACGUGUACUUCCAUCCCUGUGGAUUUUCAUCUCUGCCUCUCGAUCCGGUAUUGGAGCCUGUCAGGCAGAGCCAUGGCCUCCCCCAUAGUCACCAAGAAGAUGAAGGAGGAAGUCACCUGCGCCAUCUGCCUGCUCCUGAUGGCGGAGCCCGUGAGCAUCAGCUGUGGGCACAGCUACUGCAGACAGUGCAUCAACGACUUCCUGAAGAACCUACACCAGGCGGAGCCGUCGCUCAAUGUGUUUUCCUGUCCCCACUGCCGGGCUCCGUUUCGGAUGGCCAGCGUCCGGCCCAACAAGCACCUGGGAAAUCUCAUCGAAGCCAUCAAGGAGAUGGACCAGGAAAUGUCGUGUGAGGAACACGGAGAGUUCCUCCACCUGUUCUGCGAAGACGAAGGCCAGCUCAUCUGCUGGCGCUGUGAGCGGUCACCGCAGCACAAAGGGCACAACACAGCUGUCAUCGAGGACGUAUGCCAAGGCUACAAGGAAAGGCUCCAGAAUGCCCAGACGAACUUGAAGCAGCUGGAAGAGGAGUGUACGAAACAGAAGGUGCUCGCCAGAAAGCAAAUAAGCGAAUGGAAUGAGAAGAUAGAGAGUCAGAAACAAAAAAUCCAGUCUGACUUCAAGAAUCUUCAGAGCUUUUUGCAUGAAGAGGAGAAGUCUUACCUGUGGAGACUGGAGGAAGAGAACAAGCAGACUCUACAGAGACUCAUGGAUAACGAGGCCACUCUGAAACAGAAGAGCCAAGAACUCAAGAGUCACAUCCUGGAACUAGAGAAGAGAUGUCAGAGCUCAGCCCAGACGUUGCUGCAGGACGUGAAAGAGACUUUGCGCAGGAGUUCGGCUGUGAAGCUGGAAACACCAGAGGCCCAUUCUUUGGAAGUUCAUACUGUGUGCAGUGUUUCUGAGCUUUAUUUUGAUAUGAAGAAGAUGUUAAGGAGCUAUCAAGUCAACGUGACUCUGGAUCCAGACACAGCCCAUCAUGAGCUAAUUCUGUCUGAAGAUCGGAGACAAGUGACUCGUGGAUGCUUCCAGGAGAAUCUAGGCAAUUCCUCUAGGAGAUUCACCGUCUUACCCAGUAUCCUGGGCUGUGAAGGCUUCACCUCAGGAAGACAGUACUUUGAAGUAGAUGUAGGAGAAGGAACUGGCUGGGAUUUAGGAGUUUGUUUGGAAAAUGUGCAUAGGGACAUUGGCGUGAUACAGUGCCCUCAGUCUGGAUUCUGGGCCAUCAGACUAUGUGUAAAGAAAGGCUACGUAGCGCUCACCUCUCCCCUAACCUCCCUCUAUCUGAGGGAGCAGCCCCUGGUUGUGGGGGUUUUUCUGGACUGCGACGUCGGGGUUGUAUCCUUUUACAACAUGACCACUGGCUCCCACAUCUUUACCUUCCCGAGGGCCUCCUUCUCUGAUACUCUCCGGCCCUACUUCCGGGUUUAUCAACAUUCUCCUUUGUUCCUGCCUCCCCCAGACAAGUAAGGAAAGUAGCAAAACCUUCUGGUUUAGCUACCGUAGAAAAUAUCAUGGAAAUCCCUUGAGGGCAGAAAUUUGGUCUGUUCUUUUCGCUGCUGUUGCACUUAGAACUCUGCUGCACUUGUGGCUACUUAAUAAACCUGCUUUGAAUGAA
Messenger RNA from Lynx canadensis (Canada lynx), 1961 nucleotides. It is a transcript of the gene TRIM38, whose product is annotated as tripartite motif containing 38. The record is from RefSeq and is a predicted model, not a curated record. Gene Ontology annotation, molecular function: zinc ion binding; protein binding. Bases 416 to 1813 code for a protein of 465 amino acids. Lineage: Eukaryota; Metazoa; Chordata; Mammalia; Carnivora; Felidae. The transcript is spliced from 7 exons.